AUGUUUCUACCACUUUUCAUUUUUGUAUUAACAAUUUGUGCUCUAUACGGUGAUAAGGAAUGCGGUAAGAACGAAGUUAAAAGCAAUUGCGCUGGCUGUGAAGUAAAGUGUGGUCAAAGUGAAUUCGAUCCAUGUCCCGCGAAAUGUCGUCUCGAUGCAUGUUACUGUUCACCUCAUGCUUAUCGCCGAAAUGCAACAGGAGCAUGUGUGCCCAUUGCUGAAUGCCCUAAAAUGGAGAAAAAGGAGAAGGAAAAUGAAAUCUAUUUUCUUUGCAGUGAUGCGAACGAAAUUGAAUUAAAACAAUUUGUUUAUGAACAAUAUUUUGAAAAUGUUCUAAUUUUCUGGGAACUUGUGAAAGUUGCUUCUGUUAUAUGUUGUCGGUACACUUCCAAAACCAAUACCAUUUUCAUGAUUGUGUUAGUGAGUUAUUCGCUUUUCAUUCUUUUUCAAGUAGAAAAGGCAUAUACUUACACUAAACCAGUGUUUACUAAACGGGCUCAAGCCUCUAUAUAUUUUUUAAAGAUAUUAAUGAUUUGUGCUGCGUACGCUGAAAAAAAAUGCGGUAGGAAUGAAAUUAGAACUAUUUGUGGUGGUUGCGAAUUAAAGUGUGGUCAAAGCAAAUUCGAUCCAUGUCCUGCAAUAUGUCGUCGAAAUGCCUGCUUCUGCUCACCUCAUCGUUACCGCCGGAAUUCAUCAGGGGCGUGUGUGCGCAUUAGUGAAUGCCCUAAAAGAAAUACAAGUUAG
Dracunculus medinensis (Guinea worm) is the source of this 744-nucleotide messenger RNA. The record is from the annotation of a GenBank genome assembly. Lineage: Eukaryota; Metazoa; Nematoda; Chromadorea; Rhabditida; Dracunculidae.